This is a messenger RNA of Chenopodium quinoa (quinoa), 1498 nucleotides long. Its product is annotated as phytoene synthase 2, chloroplastic-like. NCBI's taxonomy places the organism in Eukaryota, Viridiplantae, Streptophyta, Magnoliopsida, Caryophyllales, Amaranthaceae. The transcript is spliced from 9 exons. The coding region runs from base 1 to 1224 and encodes 407 amino acids. Gene Ontology annotation, molecular function: geranylgeranyl diphosphate synthase activity. The record is from RefSeq and is a predicted model, not a curated record. Gene Ontology annotation, biological process: carotenoid biosynthetic process.
AUGUGGGCUAAAUAUGCCAAGAUCUUCUAUUUAGGAACUUUACUAAUGACAGAAGAAAGAGAAAGAGCAAUAUGGGAUCUCUAUGGUUCUCUAUCCCUCUACACUCUUCUAAAGUUGAAUCAGUCUCUAUUUUCUCAAACAAAGAAUGCUACAGAUUCUUCCAACAUAAAUCAAGCACUUCAAUUCAACUCCGCAACUGAUAGAUCAAAAAAUUAUGUACAGUUACCCAUUAGCAGUGCAGUUCCUGCACCUAAAGCCUACAGGUGCUGCACCAGAAAUAAACCAGACUUUGUUGAAGUUAUUGAUAAGCAGUCCAAGGGUAUAAUUCCCAGAAAACAGAACCAUGUUGAUCCUAUCCUUCUUAAAGAAGCGUACAAAGGCUGUCAAAAAAUAUGUGCCCAGCAUGCUACAAGCUAUUAUUUGGGAAGUUUGUUGCUGACUGAAGAAAGAAAGAGAGCAAUUUGGGCUUUGUAUGCUUGGGGCCACAGGACAGAUGAACUAGUGGAUGGUGAAAAUGCCCAUCUCACCGGUUCAACUGUGCUGGAUAGCUGGGAAAAUAGGGUUGAAGAUAUUUUUGAUGGACGCCCGCAUGACAUACUGGACACCGCCUUGGCUGACACUGUCCAGCAAUUUUCACUCGACAUCAAGCCGUUCAAAGAUUUGAUAAAAGGAAUGAGAAUGGACACAUGGAAAACUCGUUACGAGAACGAUGAAGAGCUUGAACUUUACUGCUACUAUGUGGCAGGAACAGUUGGCUUAAUGACUGUUCCAAUAAUAGGAAUCUCACCAGAGUAUGUAAGUUCUGCACAAAGUAUUUAUAAAGCUGCAAUAUCCAUGGGAAUCGGAGACCAGCUAACUAACAUCCUAAGAGAUGUAGUAGAAGAUUCUUUAUUAGAGAGAGUGUACCUUCCACAAGAUGAGCUCAGAGAGUUUGGGAUGACAGACAAGGACAUUUUCUGGAAGAAUGUGACUGAGGAAUGGCGAGAAUUCAUAAAGAAGCAGAUAAUGAGGGCCAGAUACUAUUAUGAUCAAGCAGAGCAAGGUAUUUCUCGGCUAGACAGCGCUAGUAGGUGGCCGGUGUGGGCAUCAAUGAUGCUGUACCGGGCUAACUUGGACAAGAUAGAGUCUAACAAUUACGACAAUUUGACAAAGCGAGCAAGAGUUGGGAGAGCUGAGAAGCUUCUUACCCUGCCAUUAGCUUACGCGAAGGCCAUGGGGUGGUGAAGUUCAAAGACAAAAUCAGUCGCUCAUUAAUUUUGUAACCUGCCUGCAGGAACGAUUUAGUUAGUUGAACAAUGUAGUACUGUACUUGUAUUUUCUGGCUAUUAUUAUGUUGUUUACAAAUGUAUGGCAAACUCCUUGAUGAGUGUAAUUAAUGCAUAUUAUGAUUGAUUUUAUGACGGAAAGUUGUCAGAUAUAUUAUUUUCUGACAGAUUUUGUCACGGAUAAUUAGUAUAGGCUCUAUUUGUGUUUGUUUUGACGUAAAUAAUUUGCACAU